AUGUUUGUUUUUAUUUUGCAACUCUUCAUUACGGUAGGAAUUAUUUGGUGUUGGAAGAGUUGUUAUAGCUGAUAACGGACGUGAGAAGUGCUGUUCGGAAGGAACCAGAUCUGAGUCAGUUCAGCGAACUAGUCGAUCGCAAGAUUGGAGUAGUAAUAGAGCCGUUAAAUAUCAGUUAUCAGUACUCCAAUUUGACUGCUUCGGAGAACACAACAUGCGCUUUGAGUUUGCAUAGAGACAAUUGCAUGAAUAAAAUCAUAAAACAGAGCGACAAGCUGUCGUGGAACACACGGAUAUGUUUCAAAUGGAACUGUAACAACACAGGUAAACUGCUUACUCAGAAUUGAUGACGUUCGGCUUUAGAAGAUCAUGUGAUGCGAGUGCAAGAAUGUUGGACUGGAAGUGCCACCAAUCCGAUUUAUCUUAUCAAUAAAAAUGGCUGCAGUAGAGAGAAGACAAUGCUCAGUUCUCCGAAAUAUGAAAGAAAUCUUCUAACCGCAUACUCCGUUGGCUGGUUAUCUGUACGAUUAGUUGGAGCCGAUACGAUAAGAUUGUCUUGUUCUAUCCGGUUGUGCCAUAGAUGCGAUCCUCGCUGCUCCAAGUUUACGGUAACUGUCUCUGAUUGGUUUCAGAGGGGUUAAUGUAGACGCUGACUUAUUUAUUUUAGCCGCCGUUGAAUUGCGGAGAACCCGAGAAAUUACUUCGAACCCCAUUUACAAUCUGGGAUGAUAAGGAUUAUCUACGAAACAUCUGUCGACCCGAACAAGUGCAUACUUCAGGAAGUUCAAUAGCUUAUAGGGAGACCGUAGUCUUAACGAUACUUUUGGUGAAAUUAAAUUAUUGGAUUUAA
Molecule: messenger RNA, 850 nt
Organism: Bursaphelenchus xylophilus (pine wood nematode)
Lineage: Eukaryota; Metazoa; Nematoda; Chromadorea; Rhabditida; Aphelenchoididae
Source: the annotation of a GenBank genome assembly